UCUGCCCUUGUUGCAAAGUCACAAAUGGAAAGGCUCCAGGCCCCCAGGAGUGCUGCUACCAAGCCCAGGCUGAACUGCUGCAGCAGCAAUGGUGGAGCAUCUGGCAGCAACACUGGAAGGGUCUCCUUAGAAGGAGAAGAUAGAACCAGGCUGAGCUGUGGAAGAUGAGUAGGUGAACAGAGAACUCCUGGUUCCUCCUCAAGCUCUCCAGUCUCAGCUCGUUUGCUGGUGCAACCAUUCCUCUUGCUGUGCUUCCCAGCUGCUGCCUGACUUCCUAGCUACCUUGUUACCUAUCCACCCCGAUACAGUGUGGCAAUCCUGAGACCAAUGUGCCUUGCAGUCUUGCGACUCUGCUGCCCUGCUACCACUUCUUCAUCACAUGAGAAUCUGACAGAAUGAAUGUGCAGGCAACAUUUGAUGUAAGCUGGGUAUGAGCUAUGGUGCUCAAGAAGUGUUUGAAAGGGGAUAAGCACAGUAGCGACUGUGGAGUGGAACCGGAUCACAGCCUAAUGAGUAAAGAGCAACUGGACAAGCAGCUUAGCCUGUUUCUACAAGGUUUUGACCACCAGGCCAGGGAGAGCUUGCAAGAAAUGAAGAGAGAACUUGCUUUGCUCUUGCAGACAGCCGAGAAAGCCUUCAGAGUGGAGCUGCUGAUGCUGCCCUUCCAAAUGAGGAACAUGAAGAGGAAAGACCUUCUCCAUCUGAAGGAAGAAGAGGUGGCAGCCGUCUUAGCAAGUACUGAGGCCAAGGACUGUCCUGUGGAAGACCUACCAACCCCCAAAUUGGUGAGGAGCAAUAGCAAGCGAGUUAAAGUUACAACAGUUGUGGAAUACAAAGAGGAGAGGGAACUGAACAGGAUGCCAGCAAAGAAAACUUCUCAAAAAGUGUUUAAUAUCCAUUCACUGGUUUCGUUGGCUUCUGUCAUGAAGGGCAAACAAGGCUCCCCUCGGCACAGAGAUCUGCAGAGGGGGAUUUCCAAGAGUACAUCCUCCGCCGAGAAAAUCUGCGGCGUGACACUCCGGAGUGCUUUGAUACCUUGUGAGAAGGGAGUUCCCUUUGUCAACAUACCUCUGGAUGAUGGGCAGACCCUCUGCUGAGCUGGCAACGACCUCCAGAAGAUCAACAUAGAAUUACUGAAUGACGACACUGUCCAGCAUAUCCAUACUUUAGUGAGCCAACUGACAGUCCUCUGUGGAAAAGCAACUGUUAAGUCGAGCUAAUGGAAUCCAUUGGUGACGUUUUGUCUUGUAUGUGAAUAACUUGGAUAAUCUGCUCAUGAUGCUUU
Hemicordylus capensis (graceful crag lizard) is the source of this 1285-nucleotide messenger RNA. Its product is annotated as borealin-2-like. Gene Ontology annotation, biological process: mitotic sister chromatid segregation. The transcript is spliced from 2 exons. Bases 438 to 1097 code for a protein of 219 amino acids. Gene Ontology annotation, cellular component: chromosome passenger complex; chromosome, centromeric region; spindle midzone. The record is from RefSeq and is a predicted model, not a curated record. NCBI's taxonomy places the organism in Eukaryota, Metazoa, Chordata, Lepidosauria, Squamata, Cordylidae.